Molecule: messenger RNA, 936 nt
Organism: Penicillium taxi
Lineage: Eukaryota; Fungi; Ascomycota; Eurotiomycetes; Eurotiales; Aspergillaceae
Gene: xanC
Product: transcription factor xanC
Exons: 3
Coding region: 1-936 (311 amino acids)
Biological process (GO): regulation of DNA-templated transcription
Molecular function (GO): DNA-binding transcription factor activity
Source: RefSeq, a predicted model, not a curated record
AUGGAGAGAACGGUGUCAGAGCGUAACUCUGAGUCGCCUAAGAGCGAAGAAAGCCCUGGCCAGAAGCAGGAUCCUCUCGAGAGACGACGACUACAGAAUCGUCUCUCUCAAAGAAAUCACCGCCGCAAGAUCAGGGAUCGUAUCGCAAAGCUGCAGGAACGAGUCAUUGCGAAUGAGUUGAGAGCCAGUGCUGCACUGAAUGGCUGGGAUCAGACAUACACUCCUCCAUUUCUCCCUACGAGGCAUUCAUAUCAUUCAAAUGCCGAUUUUAAUAGCAUUUCAAAUGACCCCUCCCCUCUCCCUGCGGAGUGCUCGCAAUUCAUACCUCAAUGUACAAUUUCCUCCCCAUCGUGGUCUAGUCAGCCGGCCAUUACUCAAUCUUCAACUCUACCUAGAAGCCCCUUGAAUAGUAGUGAUGGGGGUUCAUUUGAUAUCGAACCAAGUUUCCCAGCGUCCUCUAUGCCGGAUCUGAUCCACAGUCCUCGUUUCCCUUUGCCAACUGCGAGCAGCCAGGAAGGCUCCAUUCACGAUUCGUUAUCAAGCAACUGCUCGCCACUAUCGGAAAACCUCCCUUCAGUAUCAACGAAUCAAUCCCUUUAUUACGUUGCAACAGAAACAUCCUUGCCUCAAAUCCUUCAAGCCUUGAGCUCAGUUUCGCCUCAAUCAAAAAUCAUUGUCGUUGUUCCUCCAGAUACUACGACAUCAGUUACUUCGAGCUUGGGUAGUCCAGCUAUAUGGCCAGGAAGCAGCAGCCUGAGGGACUACUUCCCGACACCUCUGAAUGCAUUGAAUAUGGCAUGCCAAUGUCAAGACCCCAGUACAAAUUGUAUCUCCUCUGCUCAAACAUAUUCGAGAACAUGGAACGUGCCUAGAUCUUAUAUUCCUGACUACCCGUUGAACAAAUUAAUCGGCUCUCCGUGUGGAAUCUUCCCUUGA